AAUUUCCGGGACACUUCAUUGACCAUCAUGGCGCUCUCUAAAACGGUCUACAACCUGCUCUUCAGAAGAUCGUCCACUUUCGCCGUGACUGUUGUCGUAGGCGCUGUUUUCUUCGAGAGAUUGUUUGAUCAGGGUGGAAAUGCUUUAUUUGAAAGCAUAAAUCGGGGGAAACUCUGGAAACACAUCAAACACAAUUAUGAGCAGAAGGAGGAAUAAUAACGGGGGAUUUGAUGCAGCCAGUGGAGCCUUCAGUCAUCCGUUCUGUCAUCAUCCAGCUCUCAUGUGGGCCUGACUGAGGAUCCGCUGGUGUUUUCAGUGUUCUGCGACCGGUGUUUUCCACCAUCCAGCCGGAUUGAAGAUCUGCGGACACAAACAGAGACUGAUCACUGAAUUAUUGUUGUGUGUUUUGUCACAUUCUUCCUCAUUUGUAAUGUGCUUAUAAUUUAGUUCUGUAUUAAUAAACUCAACAAUGAAACUCA
Messenger RNA from Danio rerio (zebrafish), 479 nucleotides. It is a transcript of the gene uqcr10, whose product is annotated as ubiquinol-cytochrome c reductase, complex III subunit X. Lineage: Eukaryota; Metazoa; Chordata; Actinopteri; Cypriniformes; Danionidae. The record is from RefSeq and is marked validated. Gene Ontology annotation, biological process: mitochondrial electron transport, ubiquinol to cytochrome c; aerobic respiration. Gene Ontology annotation, cellular component: membrane; respiratory chain complex III; mitochondrial inner membrane.